UUCAAUCUGUAAACCCUAGACAAUAAGUUCUUCAUAUGAUUUAUGCUUAGAGAAGAGACUGAAGGCCCUUUUCCACUGGUCUCCACAUUGGACUGGUUCUAGUCAGUGUUGACUGCAUGUGUUGCUUGUUGGUGGAUAAAGUGUUCCUGGAGGUUAACCUAACCCUGCAUUAGUGGCACCGCCACGGUAACCACCUCCAGAUGUGCUCUCCGGCCCCAUCUCACACUUUAUUUACAACCAGCCUUAUCGUGACAUCACUCCCAUCCUGACGCCUUCCUUUAGUCUUUGCUCCUUCAAGUUAAUACUUAAUCUCAACGACCCUUAAUCACAGGCCAGUCAGUUUACAGGAGCGGACCUGCCUGUGUCUUGGAGAGAGUUUUCAACUUCCAUGUUCAGGCAAGCAACAACCAGCAAGAUGUCGAAAAAUUCAAUGAUGUCAAAAACUUUUGCGGCUGUUUUUGCCCUUUUGACGGUUGCUGUUAUUGGGAGUCUGGUGACAAUGGUUAUAGUCUACAACAUUCGGUUACGUAUUCUGAAACCAACACCAAGACCAACUUUGCCAGUCACCACGCUUGCUCCACCACCAGAUAUGCGCCUUAGAGGGGACCUCCUACCCGAAAGCUACCACGUCUUCAUCCAGGUUCCUCUCUACACCAGGAUCAUUGAAGAGGUCAAUGUAACCAGUCCCAACCAAACGUAUUCUUUUGAAGGGAACGUGACUAUCUAUUUGCAGUGUGUCCAGAAAACUAAGACCAUCUUCCUUCACAGCCGCAACCAAAAUGUUUUCCGUCCACAUGUGAAGAACAUAAUUACGAAUAAGGAUGUGGGAGUUAAAAACUAUACAUUGCACAAUGAUAAAUCUGAAUUUUUGGAGAUUCAAUUGAUAGAUGACCUGAAUGUUGGACAAAAUUAUAGUUUGUUCCUGGCAUUUCAAGGAGAGUUAAAUGAAGCGCUGGAAGGACUGUUUUUGAGCACAUACCUGGAGGGCACACCAGCACACGUAGAGGACACCGAUGUGAACAGAUAUAUGGCGGCCACCAACUUGCAGCCAACUGACGCCCGGGCAGUGUUCCCCUGUUUUGAUGAACCUGCCAUGAAGGCUCGCUUUCACCUGACCAUUUUCCACCGGAAAGACACCACGGCUCUGUCCAAUCAGAAAGGAGAUACAUAUAUAAUGGAAGAAGAUAAAGAGUGGCAGUGCACACGCUUCCAGCCCACAGAGGUGAUGUCCUCCUAUCUGGUCGCUUUCACUGUGUCAGAGUUAAAGACAAAAAGUGCUUCUACUAAAAUCAAGACAUACGCACGCCCUGAAGCUGUUGAUGCAGGAUACACAGCUUACGCAGACAGCAUCACAGAGCCUAUUCUCAAUUUCUACCAAAACUAUUUUGGAAUCCUUUACACCCAGAAGCUUGGGGGAGCCUGUGUAGUGUUCAGGGCCAGUCUCAUUCAGAGUCUCAUACGGCGAGUGUUUGUCUCGUCCCUGCGCUGUCUGCUCACUGUCUGCUCUAUACCGAGUCUGCGCACUCAACGCCUCCAUUGUUUCGCCAGUAACAGCAGCGGAGACAGCGGCAGCGGCGACAGACAGGAGCCGAGAGGAGCUCCAUCAGCUCGGCCAGGCUGUGCGUCACGGUCUGCCCACUCCCGGCUGGUGUAG
Molecule: messenger RNA, 1654 nt
Organism: Boleophthalmus pectinirostris (great blue-spotted mudskipper)
Lineage: Eukaryota; Metazoa; Chordata; Actinopteri; Gobiiformes; Gobiidae
Gene: anpeplb
Product: alanyl (membrane) aminopeptidase-like b
Exons: 5
Coding region: 389-1654 (421 amino acids)
Biological process (GO): proteolysis; peptide catabolic process
Cellular component (GO): cytoplasm
Molecular function (GO): peptide binding; zinc ion binding; metalloaminopeptidase activity
Source: RefSeq, a predicted model, not a curated record